UGUGUGUGUGUGUGUAUGCGUGUUGUACAGGCGAUUGGAGCUGACAUUCUGGUUCACCCGCUGCACUAUAACUGUAGAAAAUCUCUCAAAUACUUGAUCAACCAAACACACACAUGGAAUCGCACAGCGAUGAGCUCCGAAGCUCUUGCACUCGUCAUUGAAGUACUGGAGGGAAAGACUUACCUGGACAUCAGCAACCUCAGCUGUGACACUAAUGGCCAAACAUCAGCCAAUGCUGUGCCAUCCACCACUUUGCCGAGUGCGCCCCCAGCUGGCACCUCUUUGAGCGCGCGUCACAACAUAGGAACAGCACGUGCCAGCGUGGACCCUCCGUAUCGCAACAUGGGUGGCACGCGCCCUUUCUUGGGCAUGGUGGAUCGCAACACGGGUCGGACAGGCCCCACCGUGGGGAUCAGGCGCCCCGACACGGACGCCGCACACAAGGUCCUGAGCGCGAUGGGUCUCCGUUGGGGCACGGCACGCCCUCCCCUCACCCUGAAGGUGGGGCAUCAGACCGGGGCUGCAACUGUCUCGCUCCGCCUGCACCCAGCGACCAUCACCACAGGCCAGCCGCAGGCCUCCCUGGGAGCGGACAGAUGCUGUAUCCCGGAGGAGCAGAGGCCCCUCGAGAAUCUUCUGAUCAGCAUCUUGCUGGAGACCGUUGGAAGCUGCAAGGACAGGCCUGACCCCAGGGUUCUCAUCGCGCUGCGUCUCUCCAACAGGCACAACCUGUCCAGGGAGCGAACGCUGGAGGACUGCCUCCUGAAAUCCUACUCCGAGAAGACGGUGGGAGAUGGAAACUUCACGACCGGAGAUAUGGGCCUGUACACCUUGGCGUUCCGAGCUUCCUGCAUCAAUCCCGCCAAUAUUUCCAACGACAACCUGGGAAUUAACCUGAUCAGGCUCCUGGACACCACGCUAGCCAUCGAAAUGCACGCGCUGGACAAAACCAAGUCUUACUUCACCAAUUCCUACCAAGUCAGCCUGGCCGUCCUGGCCCUCUGCCUGGAGAACAAAGAGAUCUCCAUCAACGUCGCACAUGACUUUGUCAGCUUCAUCAUUAACUUUGAAGCUCCGGAGGCGAAAAACAUGACGACGGGUGCCAAGUGCAGUUACAUCCUGGCACUGAGCUGCCUGCUGAAUACCCAGGGGCACCUGAAGAGCAUCCACGCGCGGAUACAGGUCGCUAUCCAACUGCUGCUGAGUGACGUUCUACAGGGGCUCCGGGCCGAUGGCAGCUUCGGCAGUGUCCACGACACAGGCCUGGUCCUCCAGGUGCUAAAUGCAAAACUAGGCCCCAGAAUACCUCUGACGAAGGAUAUUUACAACUGCUCACAGUCCCUGCAAACGAUGCUGCAAACUAUCAUUGAUCAGACGCCCCCAGACACUUUGUCUGUAGUGGCCACGCUGCCAGCCCUGGAGGGACGCAGUUACCUGGAUAUCAAACAACUCUGUGGCUCAGGCGAGUCUCGCUGCUCGGAGCCCGGCCCACUCAGCCUCAAAAUUCUGAACGGGACCCGGGGCUCUUCGAUGCCUACGGUCAACGCCGACGAUCCAGCAGACAGAGGAGGAGGGACGGGCGCGGGGGAGGCUGGGGUACGAAGGGGAGAGACGUGGGGCAGGCACUCCCAGCAGCGACAAUUGGUGAUUAAAUAAAAAAGUACGCCCCCUGGGGUUGGGGGGGGAGGAGAGAGAGAGGGAGGGGGUGGGGUGGGCGAUGGGAGGUGGGUUGGCCCGCGGUUGAGACGGUGAGGUGUUUUUCCAUCUAAAGCAGCAGCGCACACCCUCAAUCCCAACGCCACCCCUUCCUCCAAGGGACGCCAAGGCGGCCGACAACAACCCCAUUGGUCAGCCUGCUGCCCUCCACCUCUGACCCCAGAAACCAAGAUGGCUGCCACCACAUUCCUGGGCGGAGGCGCUGGACGCCGUUGCUACGGGAGACCAACUUGACGCCAAACCCCGCGCGACUAUCAUUGUACGUUCCGUAAGCUCCAAAUGGAAGAUUAAUUAAAUUGUCCAAAGCA
This is a messenger RNA of Rhincodon typus (whale shark), 2024 nucleotides long. RefSeq names its product cobalamin binding intrinsic factor-like. The transcript is spliced from 8 exons. Gene Ontology annotation, biological process: cobalamin transport. The coding region runs from base 16 to 1656 and encodes 546 amino acids. The record is from RefSeq and is a predicted model, not a curated record. Gene Ontology annotation, molecular function: cobalamin binding. NCBI's taxonomy places the organism in Eukaryota, Metazoa, Chordata, Chondrichthyes, Orectolobiformes, Rhincodontidae.